Molecule: messenger RNA, 2614 nt
Organism: Camarhynchus parvulus
Lineage: Eukaryota; Metazoa; Chordata; Aves; Passeriformes; Thraupidae
Gene: RAP1GAP2
Product: RAP1 GTPase activating protein 2
Exons: 25
Coding region: 1-2334 (777 amino acids)
Biological process (GO): activation of GTPase activity; regulation of small GTPase mediated signal transduction
Cellular component (GO): cytoplasm; plasma membrane
Molecular function (GO): GTPase activator activity
Source: RefSeq, a predicted model, not a curated record
AUGGGACGCGCUGGGGUCCCCCCGCCCGGCACAGCUCCGCUUCGGCCGUGCCCUCUGUGCCGUGCCCGCUGUGCCGUGCCCGCUGUCCCCGCUGUCCCCGCGGCCGCAGCAGCGCCCCGGCAGCACCGAGCCCCCAGCAUGUUCCAGAGGAAGCGCAGCGUCUCCUUCGGCGGCUACGGCUGGAUCGACAAGACGAUGCUGGCCAGCCUGAAGAUCAAGAAGCAGGAGCUGCUGAACAGCACGGAUGUGGCCGUCCCGGAGCGGCCCCUGUCCCCUCCCCUGACGGCCCCCCCGACCAUGAAGUCGGCAGAAUUCUUCGAAAUGCUGGAAAAAAUGCAGGCACCAAAACUGGAAGAACAGAGGUCUGGAAGCCAAAAACACAAGGAAGACUACAUCCCAUACCCCAGCAUUGAUGAGAUCCUGGAGAAGGGUAGCCCAUACCCGCUGAUCAUCCUGCCCCAGUUUGGGGGGUACUGGAUAGAAGACCCAGAAAACCUCGGCACGCCCACCUCAUCUGACAGCAGCAUCUGCGAGGAGGAGGAGGAAAACCUCAGCCCCAGCACCUAUGGCUACAAGCUGGAGUGCAAGGGAGAGGCCAGAGCCUACCGCAAGCAUUUCCUGGGGAAGGAUCAUUUAAAUUUCUACUGUACAGCCAGCAGCCUUGGAAAUCUGAUCCUUUCUGUUAAAUGCGAGGAGACAGAUGGCACAGAAUAUUUAAGGGUUAUACUCAGGUCCAAAGUGAAGACAUUGCAUGAAAGGAUCCCAUUGGCAGGAUUCAGCAAACUCCCGAGUAUCCCCCAGAUUGCCAAGGCCUUCUGUGACGAUGCCUCUGGGCUGAAGUUUAACCCAGUUCUUUACCCCAAGGCAUCCCAGAUGAUAGUGUCUUAUGAUGAGCAUGAGGUCAACAACACAUUCAAGUUUGGUGUGAUCUAUCAGAAGUUCAGGCAGACACAAGAGGAGGAGCUGUUUGGCAAUAAUGAAGAGAGCACUGCCUUCAAGAACUUCUUAAGUUUUCUGGGAGACACCAUAACUCUCCAGGACUUCAAAGGUUUUCGAGGAGGCCUGGAUGUCAGCCAUGGGCAGACGGGAGUGGAGUCUGUGUACACGGUGUUCAGGGACAGGGAGAUAAUGUUUCAUGUCUCCACAAAGCUGCCUUUUACCGAAGGAGACACACAACAACUCCAGAGGAAGCGGCACAUUGGCAACGACAUAGUGGCAAUUAUCUUCCAAGAGGAGAACACGCCAUUCGUGCCAGACAUGAUUGCCUCCAACUUCCUGCAUGCCUACAUCGUGGUGCAGGUGGAGAACCCCGAGGCAGACAAUACAGCAUACAAGGUGUCAGUCACAGCCCGGGAAGACGUUCCCUCCUUUGGCCCACCCCUGCCGAGCCCGCCGGUGUUCCAGAAGAGCCCCGAGUUCCGGGAGUUCCUGCUGACCAAGCUCAUCAAUGCUGAGAAUGCCUGCUGCAAGUCCGACAAGUUUGCCAAGCUGGAGGACCGCACACGGGCUGCCCUGCUGGACAACCUGCACGACGAGCUGCACGGGCACACGCAGACCAUGCUGGGGCUGGGGCCCGAGGAGGACAAGCUGGAGAACGGGGGUCACGGAGGCUUCCUGGAGUCUUUCAAGAGAGCCAUCCGGGUGCGCAGCCACUCCAUGGAGACCAUGGUGGGCAGCCAGAAGAAGCACCAUGGCAGCGGCAUCCCAGGCAGCCUCAGCGGGGGCAUCGCCCACAACAGCGGCGAGGUGACCAAGACCACCUUCUCGCCCCCUGUCCCAGCUGUUGCUGCCAAGAACCAGUCCAGGAGCCCCAUCAAGCGCCGCUCGGGGCUGUUCCCUCGCCUGCACACGACAUCGGAGAGCCAGGCAGAGAGCAGGACAAGGUGUGACAGUGUUUCUGGAGCCCAGAAGACACCAGAUUUGGGACAUUCUUCCCAAGAGAUGAAAUCUGAAACCUCAUCCAACCCCAGCUCCCCUGAAAUAUGCCCCAACAAAGACAGGCCUUUUAUCAAGCUGAAAGAGAACGGGCGGUCGAACAUCUCCCGUUCCUCCUCCAGCACCAGCAGCUUCAGCAGCACGGCGGGGGAGAGCGAGACCCUGGAGGAGUACGACAGCGUGGGGAGCCAGCCCUCCACGGCGUCACCGUUCAAGCAGGAGGUGUUUGUGUACAGCGCUUCGCCCGGCAGCGACAGCCCCGGCGCGGGGGCCGCGGCCACCCCCGUCAUCAUGAGCAGGAGCCCCACAGCAGAUCUAAAGAACAGAAAUUCUCCAAGGUCCAACCUGAAGUUUCGCUUUGACAAGCUCAGCCAUGGCAGCUCCAGCAUGAGCCACUAGCAGGAGGAAGUCAUGAACUUGUCACAGAAUGUUUCAACAAAGGGAAAAAUCUUCAACACCCAUGGACCAUGCCCGCCCCGGCCAUGGGCAGCGAGGUGCCCUCGCCCACCACACCAGAACAGAGCUCUCACCUUGCUGCAGUGCUGUCCUGACAGGGACAGCCACCCUCUCACCCGCUGUGCAGCGCACGCCCUGUCCCCUCCGUGUGCAGGAGGGGACGUGUCCCUGCCUGUGCUGCACGCGUGGCCAGGGCCACGUCCCCUCCUGGUCACCCUGUGCU